GCCUUCGCCGGAAGCCCGGGCUCCCUCCUCGCCUCGUCCUCGUCCUCGGACACCUCCUCGUUCUCGCUUCCAUCUGUCCUACAACCAUUAUCUGCGCCAUCGUCGCCCUCAACCCGUGCAUCCGUGCCAGAGCCAUACCUUCCACCAGCCAAGAAGCAUCGUUCCUUGGCGACCGCCGCCGCGCCGCGCGUCGAGUAGGACACCCGCGCACCGCGCACCCUCAACGCUCACAGCGCACCGCGCACUGGCGCCACCACUUCUCUCCCAUCCCACCAACAUGGCUGACCCUGUGGUCCACCUGGGCAUGGAGCGCGAGCCGGAGCGGGCGGCUAAGCUCGCCCGAUUCAUGGCUCAGGCGGCGGCAGCGGCCGAGGCAUCCGAGGCGGCGCAGGCAGCAGAAGCAGCACAGACAGCAAAUGCGACCGAUACAGCAGGUGGAAAUGGCACAGGCGCAAGCGGUGGAGAUGAGGGCUCCGGCAGUGCUGGCGCCGGUGCGAUUGCCGGUGAUGGCGAUGAGACGGCAAGGCUCGUGGCCAUCGGCGAGCAAGAUGAUAUCUACGCCGAAGUUGGCGACGAGUACGAGGUCACGGCCACCGAUCACAUCAACGCCAAGCUCCUCUCCUCCUUCAAGUCAUUCCUCGAGACCGGGAACCAGCCGGCGGCCAUGACUGUUGCCUGCGAGAAGGGCAAGGACGAGGGCUCUGCCGACGACUCGUGGGACGACGAUGAUGACGACUUUUGAUCGGUCCCUCCCUCCUUCUCUUCCUCCCCCUUUAUCUCAAGCUGUCGGGCGAGAGAGUUGGUAGUCGAUCCCAGCCCGCCAAACACAUCUCACCACAUCGUUGCCGCUAGCGAUGGCAUGACGCAACCAAGCCG
Molecule: messenger RNA, 876 nt
Organism: Thecamonas trahens ATCC 50062
Lineage: Eukaryota; Apusomonadida; Apusomonadidae
Exons: 2
Coding region: 278-742 (154 amino acids)
Source: RefSeq, a predicted model, not a curated record